Molecule: messenger RNA, 4354 nt
Organism: Haliotis rufescens (red abalone)
Lineage: Eukaryota; Metazoa; Mollusca; Gastropoda; Lepetellida; Haliotidae
Exons: 2
Coding region: 113-4354 (1413 amino acids)
Molecular function (GO): protein binding
Source: RefSeq, a predicted model, not a curated record
ACCUAACAUCGUUGAUACGCCUCAUCCUAGAUUUCAGAUUUCAUAUACUCUUGUUACAGAGAAUUGCAGCCAUCUUGAAGAUCUCAUAGCUGAAACAAAACUCUACUUCAACAUGAAAGAUUGCAAUAAACAUGUCUUGACACACGUGGAAGAGGUUGCCUACAAACACCUGAGAGAGGAAGGCUGCGUGUUCAUCAGGGGACGAUCAGGAUCUGGCAAGACACAUCUUGGCGACAAGCUGUUAGAGAGGGCUUCCAGGGAAUUCUCUCGAGAAAUGGUAAAAAUAUCAUCCCAAAAGGAAUGGAACCUUUUGCCAAAAUCUAGCCACUUCGAUGCCAGGCCAGGGUUAAGUGUAUCCGAUAAGUAUGUGGUUAUGAUUGAUGACAUAUUUGGAUCUACUAAUCUGAUACAAUACUACGUGGACGGAUGGAAACAGAAAUUUGACCUUGUGUGGCCUUUGGUGCAAUCUGGCAAAAUUUGGAUCGUAAUAACAUCGAGACCUAAAAUUAUCUUUCAAGUAAAGCAAAGCUUACAACGAUAUGACAUUAUCAGACAAUCAUCAGAUGUUAUUUUAGAUGAAGGACAGUAUUGUUUCAAAGAAGAAGAAAAAUUUGAAUUCAUUGACAAACUGUGUGGGAAAUAUUUAAAUUCCUUAGACAGACAUCGUAUAGCAAAGACACAUACAGCUCUAGGCUUUCCUCAAUGCUGUACAUAUUUUGCAACACAUAAACAAGUGCAAGACAGGGGUUGGGAGUUUUUUGAUAAACCAUUUGAAUGUAUCAAAGAUGAAAUUAACUGUGUAAUGUGUGCUGAACCAAAGACAUAUUUUGUUUUGCUGAUGGUUCUGGCAUAUGACGGGAGUCUUCCAAAAAAAGAUGUGCAGACAAUAAAUCCUCCCCAGCUCUUUAAAGACCGAUGCACCCAAAUGAAAAGAGUAUCUGGAUUGGAGGAUCAACCGCUUCCACGAAAAAAGGAGUUUGAAGUUUUGUGUGGAGAGUAUCUUACAGAUGCCGGAACCUGUUUCCAGUUUUCACACAGGUCGAUCCAGGAUGUCUUGUGUGUGGAUUUAUGUCAGUCAUUUCCUGAUCUGGGGACAGAGAUAAGCACACCUAAUAUGCUGGUGGAGUACAUUAGAACAAGAGGCCAGGAGGAAGGACAGACUGAAAUGGUAGAUUUGGUUGUUUUGGAUGAAGAAUACCAUCCCAUUUUGUCAAAGAAACUGAAAGAAUAUCUAUCAAACGACCGGAGCCGUCACAUCGUGUUGUCCCAUCCUUCACUAAAUGAUAUGAAUAUUUUGAAGGAGAUAUUUAGAGAAUGGGACGUUACAGGCAUAAAACAGCUAGUAGAAGAUGAUCAAUACAUAUUCAAUAUUAAUACAACUUUUCAUGACAUCAAAGAACUUCCUUUCAGUGAGGAAUUUGAUAUGAUACCAGUCUUGAAGAGUAUAUUUUGUAGGUACGGUCUUUCCCACAUUAUCAUUAACGACAUGAACGAGUUUGCAAAAUAUAUUGUUGGCAAACUCUCUGCUGACACUUGUGACCAGUUUAUCCUAGACGAGGCAUUGUUGUGUGCCGUGUAUAAGAGUCAAAACGAUUUAGUAGAAAUGCUGCUUAAACAUGGGGCAAAGCCUUCACAGACAUGUUUUGAUAUUCUAACAUACUCACUGGACCUCAGUUACAGUAAUUGCUCCAAGUUGACAAAAUUGAUCAAUCCUGAAAUGACAGACAUACAAAGGUUGUUUUUCUUUGCAUUAACCAAUGGCAAUGUGGCAUUUCUCAGAAACAUUACUGAGAUAUGUACAAAGUACAUGGCAGAUUGCAAACAAUUUUACACUAGAUGUCUUCAGAUGAUAACUAAAAUACACACACAGAUGUGUGAUGUUAGUUGCAAAUCAGGCGCAAAUAGUUCAGGAUAUAAAGAUAAACAGAUCAGACUGUCAAAAGCUGUGGACGCCAUCACAUUUCUUCUGUGUGCAGGUGGAACUAUUGACCUCGACAGAAUAGUGGUUCUUGCAAUAAGCCAACAUGUUCCUGAUACAAUGACGGAAUUGUUACACAAUCAUUUUCACAUUCCUUAUUCUGUGGAUAAUGAUCUCCAAGGAGAAAGGGGACACAGUAAAAAACUACAUGGGCUCCUACGAAAUGUAACAAAAGAAAGAGUCCCUGGACAAACCGAGACAUUACAUGCUCUUCUACACAGGGCGGCAUGGAAUCAGUGCCAAGUCUGCUUGAACAUUUUCCUAUCAGUAUGUGAUGUGAACGUAUCUGAUGAAGACGGCAACACAGCUUUACAUUACAUGGCAGCUUCUGAUGUAGAACACUGUCAUGAUGUUUUACACAUACUGAAAGAAAAGGCUACAGAUGGAUUCAAGGUCAACAAUGAGGGUCAGUCACCACUCCAUCUCGCUGCUAUUAAUCAAUGUGUUGACUGUGUCAGACUAUUGCUACCAUCGUCUGAUGUACUUGAUCAGGACAAUGCUGGCAACACAGCCUUACACUCUCUAUAUCGUGAUGUAACGUCUAGUCGGCCUUGUUGUGAUAAGAUAGCAGAACUUCUGAUUAAGGAGAAAGCUGAUCUGCAUGCAAAGACAAAGAACAAGAUGGGACAGACAGCUCUUCACUUAGCAACAAGGAAACAGUGUAAAGAGUGUGUGAGGAUGCUGCUGACAAGGUCAGAUAUAAAUGCUCAAGAUGAAGACGGUAACACUGCUUUACACAGUGUACAUGAUACAUCUUUGAAAAUGAUUGGUUCAUGUGAUAAACAUGGCUGCCAUAAUAUAUAUUUGGUCCUUGUUGAGGAGGGGGCUGAGGUUCACUCAGAGAACAAGAUGAGACAGACAGCACUGCAUCUAGCAGUAAGAAGACAAUGCGAAGAAGGCGUGCGACUGUUGCUACCAAAAUCAAAAGUCAAUGCACAGGACAUAGACGGUAACACAGCUUUACACCAUCUAACCCUUGCAUCUUUGGACAUGCUUGGUUCACAUUCUAAAGAGGGAUGUGACGAAAUAUUGCAACUCCUUUUACAGCAUGAAGCCAAAGCACAUAUUGCAAAUAAAAGUGGGAAGACAGCGCUGCACUUUGCAGCAAAGAGACAUUUGGGAAAAUAUGUACGAACGUUGUUAACUUGUAAGUCAGAUGUUGAUGCUCAGGAUGAAGGUGGCAAUACAGCUCUACAUUGCAUACACGAUGCAGCGUUUCGUAGACGCUGUAGAGGUCUAUGUUCUGAAAUAUAUCAGCUGCUCAUCAAGGAGGGAGCUUCUGUAAAUGUUGAGAACAAGAGGGGAGAAACGGCUUUACAUUUAGCAGCAGGAAGCCAGUGUAGAGAAGCUGUGAGGCUGUUGCUUUCACGGUCAGAUGUAAAUGCCCAGGAUAAAGAUGGCAAUACAGCCUUACACCGUAUACAUGUCGGAAAAGCUGUUUCAUGUGAUCAAAAUGUGUGUCAUGAAAUAUCACAACUCCUAAUUACAGAGGGUGCAGAUGUAAACAUCAAGAACAGGAAUGGAGAGAUAGCACUUCAUGUAGCAACACGAGGCUUGUGCAUUCAUGGUGUCAGAGUAUUGCUAGUUACUGAUGUAACUGCUAAACGUGCUAAGACAAAUGUUAAUGCAAAAGACAAUGACGGAAACACAGCCUUACACUGUUUACACCAUGGAAAACACAGUCUAUGUUUUCCAUCCACCUGUUACGGAAUAUUGAAACUUCUUAUUGAAAAGGAUGCAGACGUCCAACUCAAGAACAGUAGGGAUCGGACACCUUUACACAUGGCAGCACGGUUACAUUGUGCGAAAAGUGUUAAACUGCUGGUGACCCUGUUAGAUGUAAAUGCUCAGGAUGAGGACGGUAACACAGCUUUGCAUUGUCUAAAUAUCAACACUUUGGGUCUGCUAAAUAAAGGCCAGACUGAUAUUAAUACGAUUGUUUGCCAGAUCAGUCACCAAUCAGAAGAGACAACAACUGUCAGACCGUGUAGAAAGUGCAUCAGUAUGUCAACAACUAAGAUGGAUCAGCAGUGCCAGGAUGAUAACUCAACCUGUCACUGUAUAAAUGAUACACUUAUUCACAUUGCUGCCUGUGCAGGUCCAAACAGUGACUGUCAUGACAUAUGUCGUCUACUUAUUGAGAACGGAUCUGAUGUGCAGAUCAAAAACAAGAGUGGACACACAGCUUUGCAUUUUGCAGAAAGGAGGCAGUGUAGAGAAGGUGUUAGCAUGCUGCUAGGUAAGUCAGAUGUAGAUACUCAGGAUGAAGAUGGUAACACAGCUUUACACCAUAUACAUGGCAGAACACCUAGAGCAUCUUUUACAAAUGCCUGUGUUGUUUCAUUUCCUAUUGAAGGCAGGGAGCACUAUACAUAG